This is a messenger RNA of Hyalella azteca, 2974 nucleotides long. RefSeq lists its product as uncharacterized. The record is from RefSeq and is a predicted model, not a curated record. The transcript is spliced from 16 exons. NCBI's taxonomy places the organism in Eukaryota, Metazoa, Arthropoda, Malacostraca, Amphipoda, Hyalellidae. Bases 799 to 2163 code for a protein of 454 amino acids.
AUUCAAUAAAUUAUUGAAUAAUUUUGAAUCCAAGCUACUAAAUUAUCUAGUUCAGUUGGUAUAUUUAUCAAGUACCGGAAUUCCACCAUACUGAGUGAAGACCUAGAAAGUUGGAGCCUUUAUGCCCUGUUUAAGUGUAUUUGGCCACCAUGCCCUGAUGCCCAUGGCCUUGGCCCACCAAUAUAAGAUAAUUUGACGACAGACAUUUCAAAUAACUUUUUGAACAUAAAUGAAUAGCUAUGUACCGCUAUCAUACUCAGUGUUAAAAAAAUAAUAGCUUGACACAAAAACAUGAAUAUGAAAUUAAAAAUGAGCGAAAAUUUACCAUAAAGAGGCUUGUACGCGAUGUAACGUCUAAAACAAAAAUACCUAAAUUAUCUCGAGAACCAUCAGCUUGGGCCCCUGUUCGGCACUCCUUCACAAACCUUUGCCGCGAUAAGACCGUAAAUAUCUUUCUCUGACGUGUUCGUAUUAAUGACCAGUUAAAGUUAUUUUGUUUAUUCUGUGUCACUUUGCUGCAAUUAGAAGAACUCCGAUCGGACGAAACUUGAAGAUACAACCCUGAACCUUCGCUUACCUGCAAGGGACCAAGGAAUUCACUGGUGUCUAUCGGCACGUUGCUGAGCUGCCGUUUAGUUCAUUUCGUGGAAAGUACAGAACUGACCAGAUUUGGAUACUACCCUGAACCUUCGUUUACCUGCGUAAGGGACCAAGGAAUUCACUGGUGUCUACCGGCACGUUGCUGAGCUGCCGUUUAGUUCGUUUCGUCAUCUUAGGUUCGCGGCAGUGACGUUGAAAAUGGAUUAUCCUUUUGAAUACCCAAGAGACCGGAAGUCCGCUGAUGCAGCCUUGAUCAAGUUUCCCGACUUUGCCACCAAUCUCUCGUUUUCAUCGGUUUUCGAGGAGGCAUUAUGGAUUAUUUACGGCCGAAAUUACGCCAUCACUACUGAUCUCACCAAGCGGAUGAACUUCUUCUGUAAAAUUUGCCGCAAAACAAUGAACUGCAUUACUGCACUAACUGCUCAUCAUCAUUCCGGUGCUCAUGCGAAGAAUGCGGAUAAGAGCGACGACGACUUCUCAGGAGGACCGAAGAGAGUUUUGGCUUCGAAGUAUCUCCCCAACUCACUUCAGUAUGAAAUUCUUCAUUCUCACGCCAAGAUACUAGGAGCUCAUUUGAUUGAGGGCUACUCCAGGAGUCAUCACGAUAGCCCUAGGUACUUCAAGUGUCUCCUUUGUGGUGCGCAUGGCAAUAUUGAGGCGAUUAUUCAGCACGUCAAAAACGACAAGCAUACUGAUAGAUAUAUUAGAUACAACUACUAUUCUGACGUCAGAGUUUUCUCUCCGGAAGUCCGGACUACUCUGAGGCUUGAGGCUUUCAAGCGAGACGGCGUGAGGGUUGAAGACAUAAUUACUAUAACAGAUAAAUCGCUCUACCCGACACGAUGGGAGGACGAGGUGCUGUCCCUAACAAAACUGCGUAACAAGCGAAUCAGAGCUGGGUUUUAUAAUGGACGCAGUUCGCGGUCGCCUCCUCGAAGCCAUCGCGGAAGUAGGGAGAGAUCCCUGACAAAGUCAAUCAAGAAGGAAGCUGUACGUGAAGACAGGUCUCCGUUGAGGUCGACUGUGAAGCGUGAGGCGGAUGAGGAUGAAGUUAAUAGAAAAGUCGCUGCUUUCCUUAGGAGCCUCAAAAGCUCGACGGACGCCGUGAACCCGGAACGCCGACCCUCCGACAGCCGUUCAGUUUCGCGCCUUUCGACGAGAGACAUGUCCGUGCAGGUGAUCGGGCAAGAUCGGAUAGAAAAGAUGCUUACCAAGCUCAACUUUAUAGUGCAAACUUCCACGCUUCCGGGUAGCGUAGUGGAGACGCCCGAGGAUGUGAAGGAGUGCCUGCGCUAUAUGUUCAGCGUGGGUUCCCUGCUCUACCAAGCCCUGAGUGCGCGAGUCGAGAAGUCAUCCGAGCCUGCGCAGCGUGAACGCAACUUACGGUUGAAAGAGAACAUCUCCAAGGCACAAGGCUGUGUCAAAAACACCUACGAAGAAGACUGGCGGAAACGCAACGCUGGUCCUUGCCUUGGUGAUCUCAUUGAAGUUUGGGUGAGAACUUGUUUGGGCAAUAACAGCAGGCCUGUGAAGACUGAGCACAAGGAACGAGCUGCCAAGUGAAACUUCACGUAAUCCUAGUAUGCUUAUUUUUCUACGUGGUCCUAGGGAAUCAUUGCUUUAUGCCAGUUGAUUUAAAAACAUUUUUUUUAAUAAUCCCCUUCAGGGCAUAAAAUGUACGGAACAUCCUUACUUAUGCGCAAAGGUCUUCGGAAGAAAGAAAAUCAACUGUUUUGGGCGACGAACUCUAGUGAAAAAAAUCAGAUUACCAAUGAAUCUCUAGCAGGUAUAAAUUUUAUUUACUGAUGCACGGAAUUAUAUGGCAGAAAAGAAAUGAACUCCAUAUCUCAUUGCAUCUCUGGCGCCUAGCGUUGCGGAUUUUCUCACGCCCGUUGCCAUUCUUCUCACGCCACGUUGAUAUUCUUCUCAUGUUACGUUGAUAUUCUUCUCACGCUACGUUGCCAUUCUUCUCACGCGACCAUGGAAGUCGGAAAACCUGACGCAGUGAUCUAAAAUCACGCUUUAUCCAGAAAUGUGCGGAUAUUUUUCUACGAUUCAGCGUAAAUACCUACCCUGUAGUUAACUGUGGAUUGAAGUUUUUAAUGAUAAGACAAAUGACGUUAUAGAUAGUAUAAAUAAAUAAUAUACGGAUUAUCAUUCCAGAUGCAUGAAAGUUCAUGGGAGAACAAAAUAAAUGGUUUAUUUCACGCGACAAAAUAGUUUUCAGAUCUUUUGUUUCAAAGCUUGUGACAUUAGUUUCCGAGAAAGGCAACCUAACUAAGAUAUGAUCACGAAUCAGUAUUCAUUUGUCAAUAUGUCGUUGGAAUCUUUGUCACUAUAGUUUUAAGUUAGUGAAUAAAUAAUCUUACAGAUA